Messenger RNA from Rhagoletis zephyria (snowberry fruit fly), 822 nucleotides. The record is from RefSeq and is a predicted model, not a curated record. NCBI's taxonomy places the organism in Eukaryota, Metazoa, Arthropoda, Insecta, Diptera, Tephritidae.
AUGUGGGGCCUGACAAUUGAAAAUGAGCCGCAAAUGGGCUAUCGAAGUGAUUAUCGAUUUAACAGUUUGGGUUUUAACAGUACAAUGGAACGAGAGUUUGUCAAGCACAAUUUAGGCCCGGAACUUGAACGCACUGGUCACAAAGACAUUAAAGUGAUGAUCUACGAUGACAACAUUGUGACCAGUCAGGGAAACAUUGAAGAGUUUGCCAAUACGGUUCUCUCGGACAAAGAUGCCAACAAGUAUGUCGCCGGUGUAGCUUACCAUUGGUACGCUCAGCAUGCUGAUAAGAAGAUGUUGGAUAGAAUUGCCAAAAAGUAUACGAACAAGUUUUUGCUAUCUACGGAAGCAUGUGAAGAGUGGCAUGGCAAGAAGAAUCACGUUAUGCUAGGUCACUGGGCUACGUUUGACCGAUAUGCUGACGAUAUCAUUAAGGAUUUGCAACACAGUAGCAGCGGUUUUGUUGAUUGGAACCUUGUGCUUGAUUUAAAUGGCGGACCAAACUGGGUUUCAAACUUUGUUGAUGCACCAAUCAUCGUCAACGCAACCGCCGGCGAAUACUAUCGUCAACCAUUUUUCUAUGCCCUCGGUCACUUUAGUAAAUUUUUAGUGCCAAACUCAGUUCGUCUUGAAAACGAUGGCACAUCUGACGCCGGUGACAGUGUUCAGGUGGUCAUUUUCCAGAGACCCGACAAGUCAACAGUGCUUACUGUACUCAACAAAAACAAUCACCCAAUUAUGUUGAAGCUACAUGAUCCGCUGCAAGGUUUUCUUGUCACCGACGUGAUGGCCAACAGCUUAGAGUCACUCAUUUGGUACUGA